UGGUGGGACACGGAUUCUGUGAGUCAUCAACGCGUUUGCCAUUCACUGGUCGCCACCGUUGGCCGCGUGAAGACACACAUCGGCACCGGAAAUGUUAGUCACAGAACCGGUUCAAGCCACCAUAUCCUUUGCGCUCAAACACUACGCCUACAACGAUGCCAUCUUUUUGGCCGAAAGACUAUACGCCGAGGUGUCCACCGAUGACUCGCUGUAUCUGUUGGCCACCUGUUACUACCGGUCGGGCAAAGCGAACGCCGCCUACUCUAUACUGACGGGAAGGGACUGCCGGACGGCCGACUGUCAGCUCCUGUUAGCGCGUUGUUGUCUGGAUCUCAAG
Molecule: messenger RNA, 337 nt
Organism: Oppiella nova
Lineage: Eukaryota; Metazoa; Arthropoda; Arachnida; Sarcoptiformes; Oppiidae
Source: the annotation of a GenBank genome assembly